AUGAGUUGCAAAUUUGGACAAUCAAAUUGUGAGAACAGAGGACGGGGUUGCCAUGAUUUUCCGAGAAAGUGUCAUUGCGGUUUAGACCCAGAAAGACCUUACUUUCGUUGUCCAACCAGAGGAGAUGAGCAUUUGUUUAAGUGGGUGGAAGAAGUUGUGUACGAAGAGGUUAUAGAAGCAUUGCCGAAAAUCUCCAUUAUUAACAAUGAGAUAAGCAAUGCAAGAUCUGAGGUUGCUGUCGAAAUUGAUGGGUUAAAGACUCAGAUUGAAGAAUUGAAGGAAGAUGCAAUGUUUAGCAAAAGAGAACUUAAUAAAUGGAAAUUGAUGAUAUUGUAG
Camelina sativa (false flax) is the source of this 336-nucleotide messenger RNA. RefSeq lists its product as uncharacterized. The record is from RefSeq and is a predicted model, not a curated record. Lineage: Eukaryota; Viridiplantae; Streptophyta; Magnoliopsida; Brassicales; Brassicaceae.